AUGGAUCGGAGCGAGCCGCCGCCGCCGGAGGUGGCCGAGGGGGAGGAUUUCGGUUACCGGCUCUUCCCGGAGCGGCGCAGCGAGGCCAAGCCGCCGCGCAGCUUCCUGGCCACCAGCCUCUUCACCUUCAACCACAAGUGCCGGGUGAUGCUGAAGAUCGCCCUGGACACAAGUCCUUAUGCUCAACUUCUUCUUGAUGCUAUGAAGCAGUCUGGCUGCACUGUUUAUAAAGAUCGGCACUUUGCCUGUGAAGACUGUGAUGGGUGUGUCAGUGGAGGUUUUGAUGCUGCAACAUCACAGAUUGUUCUAUGCCAGAACAAUAUUCAUCAACAAUCCCAUAUGAACCGAGUAGUUACACAUGAACUGAUUCAUGCUUUUGAUCACUGUCGUGCACAUGUUGACUGGUUCAGCAAUGUCAAACAUUUAGCCUGUUCAGAGAUUCGAGCUGCUAAUCUCAGUGGAGACUGCUCACUCAUAAAUGAAAUGACAAGAUUUAAAUUUGGAUUAAAACAGCACCAUCAGACCUGUGUACGAGACCGAGCCAUUCGCUCCAUUUUGGCUGUUAGAAAAGUAAGCAAAGAAACAGCAGAAAAAGCUGUGGAUGGAGUUUUUGACUCCUGUUUUAAUGAUCAUGAACCAUUCGGAAGAGUCCCACACAGUAGAUCAGAUGCCAAGUAUGCUUACAGAAACUUUCAGAACCGGGAUCGAUAUUAUGCAAAUUUGUAAAGGUGACUGUUAAUCAUUAGCAGUGCUGUCACACUGAAAACUUAGGAAGGUGCUGGUGGAGAGAGGAAAUUCUGACAAGUAAACUACAAUUUUGUAUGGAAAGCUUACACAAAAGCCAAGUUCCACUGAUGAGUUAGAAAUAAUCUGAGUAAAUGAACAAGAGCUGUAAACCAUGUAUUUCUUCACCUGUUUUUCAGUGUUUCUUUUGACAUAUCAGAUGUUUAAUUGAAAUGUGUGGAUUAAUGUGUAAAUCUGCUCAGUCCAAUUAAGAAUUAUUUUCAAAAUGUCUUUUAUCUUUACUGAAUAAAGUGAUUUAAGAUGUUCAGAUUUUUACAAA
Molecule: messenger RNA, 1063 nt
Organism: Chelonia mydas (Green sea turtle)
Lineage: Eukaryota; Metazoa; Chordata; Testudines; Cheloniidae
Gene: ATP23
Product: ATP23 metallopeptidase and ATP synthase assembly factor homolog
Exons: 6
Coding region: 1-726 (241 amino acids)
Biological process (GO): mitochondrial proton-transporting ATP synthase complex assembly; mitochondrial protein processing
Cellular component (GO): extrinsic component of mitochondrial inner membrane
Molecular function (GO): metalloendopeptidase activity
Source: RefSeq, a predicted model, not a curated record